Messenger RNA from Monosiga brevicollis MX1, 3882 nucleotides. RefSeq lists its product as uncharacterized. The transcript is spliced from 19 exons. The record is from RefSeq and is a predicted model, not a curated record. The coding region runs from base 183 to 3782 and encodes 1199 amino acids. NCBI's taxonomy places the organism in Eukaryota, Choanoflagellata, Craspedida, Salpingoecidae.
GGAUCGGUCGUGCCACCGCGUGAACACCGGUUCAUGCACUGCUCGCUCGGUGGCGCGCUUCAAGUCACUUGGUCGGAUGAGAGUUCCAACAGCGUCGUAACCAUGAGCUGAAGUCAAACCGUCGGGUUGUGUGCGUUGCGUUUUGGCCACGGCCUUCCCAUUUGGUGCCGGCGUGACGGGUCAUGCGGGCACUCGCUCUGCGACCAUGGGCCAAGCCCAUUUGGCCCAACCCUGCCGUCAGCCAGCCAGCGCGCGGGGGCUCGUUUAAUUUACCCAUGGCCACUCGGUGGCUGUCAAACCAACGGUCCCAACUUGGCAGUCAGAUCAAGCGACAGCUGCAAAAUAAUCUGAACCAAUCCCCGCAAAGCCAGGACGGCUUGCUCAAGCGGUUGCGUUCUGCCCUCCUGACCCCCAUUUUCGCACGCUCUCAUCUUCGGUGUCGCAAGUGCCAGACUGUGCUCAGCGAUACCUCGGGGUUUAGUUUUGUACGCCAUCAAGAUCAUACAGGCCACAACCUGGGCAUCGUUCUGGCUGGGCCCCGCGCUCUGCCGGCGCGCACGGUCAAGCAGCAUGAUUUUGCGCUUAGCGAUCCCUCCCAGUGGUCCAGACGCAAGGGUGCACCUGCCCUUGUGUGCCGGCAAUGUCGUUCUACUCUUGGUCGCUUAGCACCCCUUGCUGGCACCUAUGCAGGCCCGGAAAGCCUGCGCAGCCUCCUCACAGCCCGUCAAGUGGCUAUUGUAACCACCUCUCUUAUAUCGGGUAAUUCUCACGUGCUGAGCACGGAUAAAUGGAGCCAAUUGUCGGCUGCUGAAAUGUACCUGACCACUAUUCCAGUUCAACAGCUGCGCAUGCACAACAACGAGUCUUCCUUUAGCGUUGAGGCCCAGGAAUUUUCCAAUGAAACUACCGACCAGGGCACCUUUCGCUGGCACUUUGUUCUGCCCCAAGCUGACGCAAAAAGCGAGUUGCCCACCGACAAAGAACUUGGCUUUUUCAGCCAGGUUCACGAAGAAGGCGCUACCAACCCGUCUGGCAACAACACCUUCAUAUCCCAAGAUGCCACGCCCCAGCUUUCGUUCAAGCAUGCACCCCAAGUGGCCGAGGAGUUGGACGAAGGCUCAGACCCCACCACCAUGCAUCUUAGCCCAGCCACUUGGUCACCGCUGCGAGCCCUUGUCCUAUUCUCGUGGGAUCGUGUUCGAGCUUCUCUGGAAGCAAACGCUUCCAACCUUUUGGCCAUGCUGGGCGGGCUGUCCCUGCUGCGGAAUCACGCAGGGGUGCAAUGCUCAUUGCUUCGUCACGCAGACUGGCAUCCAGACUUGGGUGUAGAGCGGGGCAUGGUUGCUCUUGAGCGCCUAGCCGAGAAAGACAGGCUUCCCCCGGCCGCUGACUUGGCCAAGCUAAUCAGAGAAAUCGCGUUGCUGCAGCAACCAAUGCGAUUUGAAAUUGACACGCCCAGCCUUUUGCAAUCCUUGUAUCCGCUGGUAGCCAAGUACUCCCCUGCUGACCAGCGGCAACAUUUUCAUCCCCUCUCGGGUGACAUUGUGGCUUGCAUGCGGCAUGCGGACAUUGGCAUCCGCGCUGCAGCCGAAGCCAUGGUGGCUGCUGGCUUUGGUUUCAACCGACGCGGCUGGCAUCGCCUGUGCAUUGGUCUGGCGGAUGAACAGGACAUUGAGGCUCUGAUUGAAGUGGCAGGCCUUUUUGAAAUCGACAUCGGGAUGUCCCGGCUUCCAGUUCUGUCAUCGGCACUGCAACGCGAGGUGUCACACGCACGGCCCUUCUCAUUGCGGGCCCGACUCGAUGCCAACAUGGACAAGGUUGUGACGCUGCUUUGUGCACAAGGCGCUCGCCUGAAAGGAGCAGAAUCCCGCGACUCGUAUCGGCGUUGCCUCUUGUUGAUCGAGGCAGCCAAAAAUACCACUGGCUUUGACAUUCAAACCCGACUCAACGAUUCGCAAGAUGCACUCGUCCUGUUCGCCAAGAGUGGAUCUGAGCAGCAACUCCUCAAGGUGCUCUCGGAAUAUGAAGCUACGAGCAACCCACUACGCUUUGAGGUUCUUCGUACCAUCAUGAGUGCUUGCGUCUUUUAUCAAGAUCACCGAGAGCUGGUGUUGGCCGGCUUGAACUUCUUUGACAAGUUUGGCUUGGCGAGCAUUCGGCACCAGUCACGCUUUGAUGACACCCAAAGCAAUCAGCUUCUGACGCUGGCCCUGCGCAUGUCCUCCAUCGUACACGACCUUUCUCGAGCGCAUAGUUACAUUCCGCUGGUGCGCAAUGAUGAUCCGGUGGUGCAUUUGCAUUAUUUGGAUGUGCUGAGCCGCACGGGCAAGGUGCAAACAAUGCUGCACCACUACCGCCAACACUUGCAAAAGCACACGAGCGCGUCGGUCACGACGACCGCAUUCUCUAUUUUGAUUGGCGGACAUGCAGCUCGUGGGCACAUUGUGGACGCCGUGUACCUCUGGUACAUGAGCUUGUCACAUCGUGUUGCGCCAGAUACAAUGGGCUUUCGCAUGCUCUUGGCCAACCUUGAUCCCAUGAAGCGAGCUGACCAUGCCCUCCUGGGUAUGGCCUUGUGGCGCGAUGCCUGCCAACACGGCGGGUUUCAAUUCCAAACUGCCAAAGUGCGCGAGGGUCUACUUGAUUUGCACCUGCUUUCCAUGCCCGUGGCUCGGAUGGCGGUUCUUGCCUUUAUGGAAGAUCUCAAGUUAGCCUUAUACCGCUAUUCGCACUUUCGUGCGGGGCAACCCAAACCCGCCUUGCUUGAAGAGGACUGGCACUCAAUCCGAAUUAUCCCGGAUCAGCAUGUCAACGGUCCUCUGUUUCAAAAGUACACUCGUCUGCAGCCUGAUGCCCAGCCGCUGGGUCUUGCUCUGGCUUCGCAAAUAUAUCGCCGCAAGCCUCAGCUAGGGUUGACAAACCUCUUCAAAGACGAAGAUUUAACAUCUCUAGCCCAGCGCCCAACACGGGCUUGGAACGUGCCUGGCAGCAGCGCGGCCUUUGAUGGUGUGUGGCGUCCCUCAAUGCUAACCCCGCCGGGGAUCUAUUCCCAAGUGGUCAUUGUGACGGGCAAAGGCCUGAACUCGGCCGGCGCCCCCGUCAUUCGCCCCAUGGUCCAGGACCUUUUGACGCGGCGCAUUUUUCCCGUUUUUCAGCGUGAGAUCCAACGUAGCUCACAGGGCGCUGUAAUGCUCUCCCCUGCCAUGAUCGAGGAUUGGCUGGCACGCACUACGAAGGAUGGCAGCUUCGCCAAUCUGUCUAUUGCCAUGCCGCAAACCCAAAGGUUCAGCCAACGACAGCCAAGUACCGAGUCAACCAUCAUUGAGGGCGAGGAGGACGACCUCGAUGAUAUGGAGAGUGAAGGCAAUUCAGCAUCGGACGAUGAAAUGGAAUCCGAUGCUUUCUUCGACCUUGAGGGUAACGAGCUCAUUACCCCAGCCUUUAAGCCACCAACUCCCAUAGGCGUGGGAAAGGAUCCGCUCCUUGAGCUCAAGCGCGAGACCGCGGCCAGUGCUCACUCCCGCAGCCAGCCGACAGAGGGCUCGACGCACACUGCCGUGCAGCAGGAGGGUGCCGUCCGCUCAGAGAGGACGACGCGUCGUCAACGCACCCCAUCUUCAAAAGCCUCCACGACAUCAGGCACGACAGCCAAGACUUUGGGUCUGCCAAGCAACAAGCCAUCUCGAAGCGCACCCUCCAUCCAGUCCUCGGAAGUGGCAGAGCAGCGCUCCAAGGCGAACCACAAAACGCGGGCCCGUUCUGGCAAGCACCACAAGUCCUGAACCGUUGCAUCCUACCGACUUUUGUUUACAAUCUUGAAAGUGUUUAUGCUCGCAUCUCAAUGAGAUGAUGAGCUCUGAAAGACAAUCUAACUAUCGAUUC